This is a messenger RNA of Toxorhynchites rutilus septentrionalis, 11701 nucleotides long. RefSeq lists its product as uncharacterized. The record is from RefSeq and is a predicted model, not a curated record. The coding region runs from base 2419 to 3435 and encodes 338 amino acids. Gene Ontology annotation, molecular function: nucleic acid binding. The transcript has 2 exons. Lineage: Eukaryota; Metazoa; Arthropoda; Insecta; Diptera; Culicidae.
AAUCACUCUUUAACUACACUUACAUUCGUUUUAAAAUCUAUGAUUUGGUAUUUUCCUUCGGUUUGAUAUUCGUUUUAUUGUUUUGACUCGGCCAACGAAUUUUAAGUUCCAAUUAUAAAUUCUAUAUUUUCUUUUUGUUUUCAAUUUACUUAUUAACAUUCUGUGUUUGGGAAAAAUUUGCUGAUUACCGAAAUCCAGUAGUUUUACUCAGAUCGUCGGAAUGUCCUUUGGUUGUUUUUUCUUCUGUUCAUCUCCUCUUCUAUCACAUAGUCACUCCUCUAUUUCCACCACACACACGAUUAUCAUUAUGAGCAAUGUUUGUCUAGCAAUUUUUAAAUAUUACACUUUUUCACUGAAUGCAAUGUAAAUAAGAAUUACUCACAGUCUCAGCAAUUGUGGCGUUUUCCGAGACAAUCUUUAUUCUCAUAAAUGACUGAUCACAAAUUCACAUAGAGCCCUAAAGAAACCAUACAUACUUUACCGACUUAUCGGUGGAACUUUUUUCACAGCACGGAUUUGAAUAAACCAAUAGAUUCUAGCAUUCCACUUUUUGGUCUUCACAAACCAUUCUCUUUCUUACACUACACCGGUUAAGCCAUUUCGGUUCCGUUCACUUAUCGAAUAUGUUCGAAAUGUUAUUGAGUUCCAUAAGUUAUGUACAACAGUUAAGUUCUCUGUUAAGAUUAUUUUACUUCAAACAAAUACAUUAAUCACUCUUUUCACGAUUAGGGAUAUCAACCAGCAACCAAUUUAGUAAACUUUGCUUUCACGAAAAGUACUUCCGGCACAAGCACCAAGCGCAAGCACCUUAUUUUUGGAAAAAAAAAGAACAGUUAGUUUACAUUUGAGCUUGACUAAUUUGACUUGUUUUAGCAUGUCCACCAGUUUUUCCUGCUGAUCGUUACGAUCUCGGGUUAAGUCUGUUACAGUUUUCGUUCCGAUCUUUUGAGUUGUUUCAUGUUCCAUCACUGUCAAACAUUGCCCAUUACGUGAUCAGUUCCCAUAAAGGAAAAUCAAACUAUACACAAGUUGAAAUUGUCACAACCUUUGAAAUUUUUAUACCUUACAAUUGGUGAAAUAGCUUGCCCUAUUAACACUACUCCUUCUCCCGCGCUCAUCUAUCCCUCCACACACACACACACACACACACACACGCUCACAUCACCGGAACAUUUCACAUCGCAUAACCACUGUCAAUGUUUCACUGAGGUUGACAACUGUGGGGUCCGAUUCAAAACCUCCCGUCCCACCCACGUUCACUUUCGUCCUGUUUAUAGUGCGUGUGUGUUAAAGCUGAACUUUAUUCUGUCAUUUCUUUUCUCCUCUGAAUUGAUUUGGUUGAAUAGUUUUUUCGAUUUGUUUCGGUUCCAAGAAGCGAACAUUUUUUUGGUUUUACUUUCGUAGACUAGACUUUUCAGUUCCUGUCGUUUGUCGCAUGCUUGUAAAUAGAAGUAGUAUACCAUCGUUAACACCUAGUAUAAAACUAAUUUAAAUUAACCUCCGUCCGUUCCGUUCCACUGGGGACGCGAAUCGUUUGUAUUUUAUGCAACCGUAAUAAAUAUUUCAGUGCACAUCGCACAGGAUUGAGGAGAACAUUAGUAAAUUCGUUUCAGAGCAACUAGUUUGAUGUUUUCUCUUGCACAAUCUCUUCUUCUAUCUGUCACUUCUGUGGUACACAGCAAGAGUGAUGAUCGAACACUUUCUAUUGGUUAAAUGAUUUAAAUUUGUUUUAUGUAGAACAAGGCAAAGAAGAUGGAACCGGUGCGAGGAUUCAGCGGCGUGCGAGAAAACUACUUAAGAUAAACGGUAAUCGAAUAGGUAAUCACAUAUCCAAUACAACAAAAUGGGCCUGAUUCUCGAAUACACUACGAACACACUUCACGGUGGAAACAGAAUGAAACGUAUUCGCGAUGACAACGGUACGGUGUCGACAUCUGGAUACGAGAUUAGUUUCCCACUAAACUUAUCAUUAUAAUAACAAAUUAUCUUCAGAUGAAAUUUUUAUAUGAGAUUAUUAUACCACAUGAAGAAAACAAAGUUUUCCACUCACAUUGAAUACCAGUUUGAUACGAAGAAGUUGAUUUUCAAUAAUGAUGUUUUAUUGGAAAAGUGCUCAUUCUGCCUGAAAACUCAUCAUUAUCUUCGACACUUCACUAACUCGUAAAACGUAGUUCAAUGGCGUGUCGUAAUACGCAUCCCCUAAGCGAGAAUGGAUUUAACUUGACCAUGCUCUUAAAAUUUAAGAUAGCAACUACGUCAGUACGUAAAGGGUGUGUCACAUCAAAUUGCAUCACGGAAAAAACGCUGUAGAAAUUUAAUUUUUAGGAAUUAUAUCUUCAGCUUUCGCUUAUAAUCAGAUAAGAGUGUAUAGAUCACGUUGGCCAUGCUUCACUGUCAAUUUUUCGUAAAUUUGGAAAAAUGUCAUCGAACGAAAAAGAGUGUCGUGAAUUAAUCCUGCGCACUCAUUUCGAGAAUCCGGAGUUAUCACAUCGGGACAUCGGUAAGAUGCUGGGAAUCGUCCAAUCCACGGUCAGCAGAGUACUAAAACGAUACUUCGAGAACCUAACCAUCGACCGGAAGGUGAAGAACGGCAAAAAUGGAUGCUCCGUCAGUGAAAAAGAUCACAAGCGCGUAGUUAAGCAGUUUAGACGUGAUCCGAGAGGUUCGGUCCGGGAUGUCGCCAAUAAGCUGAAUUUGUCAAGUUCAUUCGUCCAGCGGACCAAGCAGCGGGGGGGCCUGUGUACAUACAAGGUUCAGAAGGCUCCUAACCGCGACGAAAGGCAAAACAUGGUGGGGAAGACGCGAGCCCGGAAGCUGUACACCGAAAUGCUGACGAAGCCGCAUUGCCUGGUAAUAGACGACGAAACCUACGUCAAAGCGGACUUUCGUCAGCUGCCGGGCCUGUUGUUCUUCUCCGCAGAGGACAAAUUCAGCGUUCCGGAGGAGAUUCGCAAGCAGAAACUAUCCAAGUUUGCCAAAAAGUACAUGGUGUGGCAAGCGAUCUGUUCUUGCGAAAAGCGGAGCGCCCCCUUCGUAAUGACCGGCACGGUAAACGGGCAGGUUUACCUUAAGGAGUGCCUACAGAAGCUCUUACUACCACUAUUGAAGCAGCACGAGGGCCCGACCAUCUUCUGGCCGGAUCUCACUUCGUGCCACUAUUCAAAGGACGUGUUGGAGUGGUACGAAGCCAACGGGGUCACCUUCGUGCCAAAGGAAAUGAACCCGCCCAACGCGCCGGAGCUUUGCCCAAUAGAGAAAUAUUGGGCGAUUAUGAAGCAGGCCCUCCGGAAGAACCCAAAAGUUGUCAAAUCGGAGGCGGACUUCAAGAGAAAAUGGAUUUCUGUUCAAAAAAAACUACAACCUGACGUUGUACAGAACCUUAUGGACGGGGUAAAGAGGAAGGUGCGAGCAUACGGGCUUGGGCUCGAAGUAUGAAUAAAAAGAAAAUGCCAAAAGUUGUUGAUUUGUUUUUAUUUUACUGUCUAAAAUUUUCGAAAGGAUCGGUCUACUGGGCGAAUUUCUACAGCGUUUUUUCCGUGAUGCAAUUUGAUGUGACACGCCCUUUAGAUUAGUUAACCCUCAGUCAUCUGUAAUCGUUCUGUAUUUUAGAUACUGAAUAACAAAAGUGCUACGAAUUUUAUUUUUAAAGGCGCCUAAAUUCUAAAUUUCCAAUCAUACGGUGUUAAAUGGCCCAGCAGAAGUAUAAUAUCCCCAUGAGUUGUUUCUCUCAGAGACUUUAAAGCUCAGAGAAACAGCGCUUGUAUGAAUGAGAGAUUCCAUCAAUCUAUUCCCUUCAUGCCCACCAGCGAAGAGAAGAAACCGUUCCUCUAGGGAGCGUGUUCUCCCAGUAUUCGAGCAUUAAUUCUCCAGUCCAUUCUCCAGUUUUUCUCCUACAUUCUCUAAGCACAUAAUACAGAUGCCAGAUGUGAAGGCAUUUUUUUUUCGUUUUGAAGACAUUAAAUUUUGUGAAAACAUAUUGAAAACAAUUGUUUGUGUGAUUUAUCGAACAUGAUUUAGAAAUAUCGUGAUGGUUUGCUCAUUUUUGUUCAUUAUGAUUACAUUUGAAGACAUUCAUUCGUGCCAUGCAGAGAUAUUUGAAAAAAUCAUCUGAUAUUCCUCACAUACAAGCUAUUUCUCUCGUGAGAAUGUUUACGGCCGGAAGCGAGCAAAUUGUCCCGAUCGAGGGUAUGCCAUACUGCCCGAUGGUAAGCUGAUGCGGAAAAUAUCAAAUUGAGAAGGAAAUGAAUCCUUUCUUACCAUUUUCUCAAUAAACUCGACUCAAUAAAUAUGACCCACAGUUAUCGCCUCUGAAUCAAGCAACAAAAACCUUAUAGAAAUGAUGUAGAAAAUUACAUCGCUUCCAAAGAAAAUUAUUUUUCUUAUUUUUUUAAAGCAUGUAACAAAUGUAAAACUUGCAUGGUAGGAUUCUAUCAUUGACUAGCACGAUUGCCUAUAUCCAUUGCAUUUCUAUUCUUGCUGGAUUACGAGAAAAUCAGGCGGGUUAAAUUGCCCGGCAGGCGUGUUUUAGACACAUCUCCUCUAUAUACAUGUUUGCAGUACCUGAUGCAAACAUGACCUCUCCUGGAAAUGAUUAUCUCUCUCGAUGUUGAAUUUAAAUAGAGAGUGCGUAUCACUGUGUUUACAGUGGUACUGCCAUAGUCUUAUUUCUAAAUUAAAUACGUUAUAAUUUUUAAUUCAUAACAUCAGAUGUGAUGUUUGUUGAAUUUAUUAAUCAGUAACUGAAGUAAUGAUUGGAGAAGAGUACUGGUUAUAGCUAUUUCAUAACCCGGGAAACCCGAGUCCGAUUUCAAUUCGUAACGCCCAAAAGCGAUGCUGCUUUGUAAACCAAUAUUGUCAGAGAAAAUUAUUUUGUUUUGCAUUAACACUUCGACGGCCAUGUUGUUUUGGUCAAAAAGUUCGAAAAAACCUGGAAGGUUCCAAUGGUUGAUUCUUAUACUAGAUGGUGCCAGGAACCUAUCUAGCAUAAAAUUCCAUCCCCAUCUGCCAUAUAAUGGUAAAAACUACUAGUGUGUAGUACUGCACACGCGGCCUCAACUCAAGGUAAACGAGUAAAAUAUCGAAAAAUAUUAAAUCAUUAUAAAACAAUUUAAUUUUUUUAUUUUUAUAUAACUUUAUUUCAAACUUGUAAAAUGUCUUUUAUUAAAACAAUCCAGACAUAAAAACUUUUCGGAGCAUUCUGGGCAGUGAUAGAUUGUAGUUGGUAGAAUAAUACAAGCAGUGAUGCCAAACUAUAAGAACGGAGUGUCUUUUCAUUUUUGUUUAUGGAUUAUUGUUGGUUUUUGGUAUCUGUUAUUAUUUUAUUUUCAAAUAUAUGUACUUGUUAUAAUAAAUAAAAAAAAUUCAAAUCAAAAGAAAUAAAAAGAUAAAAUGAUUUUGAAUGAUAAACCAUGUUACAUAUUCAAUAAAUUUGGAACCGAUCCGAUUGAAUUUGUAUUAGAAUAAUUGAUUCCUUAUACGGCUUUUCGCUUUGCGGCCAAGUUUCAUGAAACGAAUCUAGGCCGUAAAGCGAGGUAUGGGAGUAGUAGAAAAAAAUCCAUACAAAAUCCAAAAUCCACUCAUUAUCGUUUGUACAUGUGCAUAAAGUUUAGAUCUGUUUUCUGCAUCAUAUACCUUAAGCGUCCGAAAUGUGAUUCAGAACGGUAUAUUCGUAGCGUUCUUCUUCUUCUUCAAUGGCACUAACGUUCCUAGAGGAACUUCGCCGUCUCAACGUAGUAUUACUUGCGUCAUUUUUAUUAGUACUUAGUUGAGAUUUCUAUGCCAAAUAACACGCCUUGAAUGCAUUCUGAGUGGCAAGCUCUAGAAUACGCGUGAUCACAGUGCAAGUCGGAGGAAAUUUCUUUGACGAAAAAUUCCCCCGACCAGAACGGGAAUCGAACCCGAACACCCGGCAUGUUAGUUAUGACGCUAACCACUCGGCCACGGGUGCACAACAUAUUCGUAGCGUUGCUUUCUCCAGAAAUUCAUUUCGAUUUCACCACCUCCAAAAAUACACUGCGAUUCGUAACUAUAGAACCACUCAAUUUUUCUGAGUUUCCAGAGAUAUGUAAGAGGUCGGUCGAAUUGAAGCAUACAGUGUAUGAUAUAAUAACAAUAUUCAUUUAUAAGGCUGGCCAUUUGAACUUUAUUGUUGUGUCUUUCAAACUUUCAAAAAACUAAAAUUCCAGUGUUUCUCACCUAUAGAACCAGAUGGAAAAACUCUCACUCCUUUACAAAAUUAACGUCAAUUUCACAUGAAUUACAAUAAGUUUCUAAUUUGUAUUGAGAUUGAAUAAAACUCUUUUCUUGAGUGCGUCUGGUCUUAUUCCGGUGACUCAAGCAAGUGACCGACUUAACCUUGGCGGAACUCUUAGAAGCCCGCUAAGUCACAUUCGGGUCGAGUCACAACGCAUCUCGUACAGUCGUACCAACCGUUGCGAUAAUCAAGUGUGUCGUAUUGUGUUGUAUGGGCUUUGUAUAACACCUUAUAUUAUAUUCAUGUUUUUUAUAUAAAUUGAAUAUAUUUGUAUAUGUGUCCUGUUUAGCUAUGAGUGUGUUCUACCGUUUUUGACGUGGGACUACGUCUAACCGGAGUAAUUGGGGGGGGGGGGGGUGUUAAAAUGAAUAAACACAGAACAUGCAGGAAAAAAAUGGAAGAUUCCGAAUGCUUAUAACUCAAACAUUUCUUACUGGAUCGGAAAGAUGUUUGCAUCAAUUGAUAGGGGAUAUUUCUACGCUUCUAUCGCAAUUGAUAGAAUGUUAUUUUUCAUUAGAUAAACAAUUGAAUAACUGUAAAAUGUGAAGCGUUAUCUAAACGCCCUAACUGCCUCGUUUUGAUUGGCCCGAUUCAAGGUUUCCCUGACACAGCCAUCAAAACCAAGCCGCCUUGGGGAUAUCGGUAUUGCAAACACAUGAAAGUUGGGGGUAUUUUUGUUUCGACUGAGUGUGUUUCCCUAACACAGACUUCAAAUCCAUGGAGCGUAGGAAAAUGGCAUUGCAAAUACAUGCAGGUCGGGGGUUAUUUUGUUCCGACUGAAAUAUGUUUCCCCAACACAGACUUCAGUACCAAGAUGUCUGGGGAAAUCGGCUUUGCUAACAAAUGCAAAUUGCGAGUACUUUUGUACUCGCUUGCCUUGGCAAACUAGAAAAUGCUUCCUUAACACGGUCUCCUAAACUUAGGAACCUGGGAAAAUCGUGCAGACACUAGAGACGAAUGAACUUUCAAGUAUAAAUCCUCUAUAGCAUUAAAGUGUUUUCCUAACACAGAUUACAAAAGCGGGUACGAACACAACGCUUUGGCUCGGUUAUUCAAGAUUGCAUUGAAGGAUUUGCCUUCAUAUCUUCUGCUCACUGAAUUUCUACGCAUACCAUUUGAUGAUUAGGCAAAAUGUUGAUAACCAUUUGCUGCGAUAACGCCUAUUGAUUAAAUAAUAUGCGUUCGACGCACAUGUCAAAAUUGAAACUGAGUGCCUGGAGUUUAUCAAAUCAAGCAAAUUCGCUGUUCGAGAAGUACAUACACUUGAGAGAUGCAAACUUCAGGAGGAAACGUAAAAUAAACUAAUCGUUUGAUAAUUCUUCCGUUCACAUAUUUUGUUCUAGGCAUCAUACCGAACGUAAAAGGACUGUCAUUAAAAUUACUUGUAACGAAGAACAUAAUAUAUAACAACGCAUGAAUUGACCUUACAUGGCAUUAUACAAUCUUUUUACUCACAAAGCAAAUAUAUUGAAGUCAAUUGAAUUCGGGAAUUGUUUCAUUCAAUCAAAAAUUCCAUCAAUACAAACAAAUGAUUGCUAAGCGUCAACCUUGCGGUUAUGUAAUAGGUAUAACCCAUCCAUUUUUUCAACGAAAAACUUUAUUUAUUAUCGUGGGAGGAGACGAAGCCUCAAACAACCCGAGCAAACAGGUGACCUGUCACACUUUCUUGGGAAAAUUCUCCCCAAACCAUAAAAACCACAUCUCCAAUACUGCGAGUCCGUAAACUACACGAAUGCACAAUCAAAAGUGCAAUGGAGUACUUCAGAAUCAUUUACUUCUGUUUUUGCAUCAAAAAUACCCUGAUAAUUAGUUUUUUUAUUCUCUAUUAUAGUGACUUUCAACACAUUUUGGCUGGUUCGUCACUUUUACUUCCAUUUUUGAAGAAUGUCGGGAGUGAGAAUUGAACUCGUGAUCUCUGCGUGAGAGGUAUGGAUGUUACCACUGCGCCAGAUCGCCUCCGAUUAUAAUUGGGUAAUUUGGUAUCAAUUCGUAAAAUCCGGUAAAAUCGUGGCAUGGUUUAAUGAAUAGGGGCUUAGGAUUCUGGACUGAUCAGCUUGUUUACCAGAUCAAAACUCUAUCAAAACUUAUGAGGAACGAUCGUACGAAUAGUAGAUGUAGUUUACAAUUAGUAUGAGUGAUUUGAAGAGCGUAAACGAACAGUAUCCUCUGCGUAGAACGAGAUACACACUACAACAUGCCGCUAUCUGGGUGAAACCACCCCGAAUGGGUUAUUUGAACUGAUUGAUGACUGAAAGAUGACCUAUAAAUUAGAAACUUAUUGUAAUUCAUGUGAAAUUGACGUAAAUUUUGUAAAGGAGUGAGAGUUUUUCCGUCUGGUUCUAUAGUUAUGAAACGCAGUGUAUAACCGUACGAAGUACGAAGUCACGGACAUAACUGACGUCAGAAAUUAUCGAGACCCUAGCAUCGAUUCGAACAUCUACCUAGUGAUGCUGAAGAUGCGCUCAAAGCUCUCAACAAAUUCAUUUUUUCCAGAAGAAGAUGUGUCGUCUAGAAGAGUACAAGUACGAAGAACUUGAAUAGCUGCACCACUCUCAUCCCGAAAAGGCUUCGUGCCACGGGCAGGAAUGUUUCAGAAUACGGAUGGAAGUCCCUUGAUGAACGAUCAUGAAGUGACCGAAAAGUGAAAGCAGCAACUCGAUGAACAGCUGAAUGGCGUACAGGCAGAGAACCGUGGUGCAGUAAAUAGUAAAGAUGUACCACCCCCAACGAUAGGUGAUGUUAAGAAUGCAAUCACACAGCCUAAGAACAACAAAUCAACUUUGAGCAAUCACCGUCCUGAAUGCCGUGCACAGAGUGCUUUCCCAAAUCGAACAGAUUCGCGGGAAGUUUUCAGGCUUCAUUGAAGGUCGGUAUUACGAAUAUUCAAUUCACACUUCCGCCAGAUUCUCCGCGAAUACAGUAUCCCUACGCAUUUGUCUACCUUGGCUCAACGGUAGCAUCCGACAAUGAUAUCAGUGGCCGAACCUGAGACAUAUUGCGAUAAUGUCGGGCAACUAUUUUGCAAAAAUGGUACUCUCCUGAAAUUCGAUGGGUAUGAGAAUACGAGGAACACACCUAGCAAGCUAGUUCGAUCAAGUGCACCACUCAGUGUCGCAUUAGAGGCGACUGUGAUCUCUAAUUGGGCAUUCUCGAUGAUAGUGGUGCAGUGUCGACGUCUGAUGGCGACUUUCAAUCUGGAGCCAUGAUUUGGGUCCCAAACUCGAUGUUUACAAAAAUGUCCAAUUAGAAGCGAAAAUGUUCAAUUAUUCAUGUCGUAUUACAGGUCUGUCCAAUUAGCUAAAUGUCGAAUUAGAUGUGACUUACUAGCCGCGCUUCGUACUAUUCAGCUUCAGGUAUAGAAAGAAGUCACAGGAACCAUUUAGGAAGAAUAAGGUUACAUUCGAUCAAUAUUAUUGUGAAAAAUUAUCAUGUUUCAGAUGUUCUAUAGUUCAUGGAAAUAUACAAAACAAACAACUCGGUGCACACAAUAUCGAUCGGUAGAGCUUGAUAGCUCCCUACAAAACUGGCGUGUUGCAUUUGCAUUGCGCUCAUUUGAUAAUUCCAGGGUUGCCAACUAUAAUUUUAAAAAUCAGGACAACUCAUAUUGGAUUAUCCGGAAAGUUCGUACCGAUUUUUGGGAGAACAAAAGCAUCAUUUUUAUGGGCAAAAAUACACAUUUAUUCAAUUUCAUAUGCACAGUGUUGUUACACAAUCUUUCUCCACCCUUCACGAAGCUAAAAAAUUAUAUUCUCCCAGAACAUCGAAAAUCGUUCAAGAUAUUUCAAUUCUGUCCAUAAAGUCGAAGUCUUUACCCUUGAAGGAAUUUCGCAGGGAUCUGAACAUGUGAUAAUCGGAUGGUGCAAACCACGGUUAUUUUAAUUAAUGGAAUAGCACCUCCCAGCAAGCCUCCAAAAUAAUUUGUCAUGUUGUCAGAAAGACAUGGAGUUUGGUGUUACCCUGAUGGAUAACGUCUAUCAUAUUGACUAAUUCUGCAAGUUUGUUUCGGAUCGCUGCUAUUGAUUUGUCCAGUUGCAAGUGGUACGUGUGGGAAUUUAUGGACUUGUUGCUUGAUAGAAGCUCAUAACAAAGAAUUGCUUUCCAAUUCCACCAAACAUAGACGUGCUUCUGAAAGUUCUUGAUGCCUGUGGAAAUUUGGACGUCUUUCUUACAGACACAGUAAAAUCCUACAUAACGAUCAGCGCUUGAAGCCAACCAAGACAAUUGCGUUUUCAAAUCUCUGGAAUAUUUGUGAUCAGCUUUAUUUCACUUCUUCGAUGGGAGUCAGUAUGCUCAUCCUAAUAAAAUCAGUUCAAAAAGGGGCAAAUAUGAGUGAUCACGCUUCCACAAAUAUGCUGCAUGUUCUGAAUGUUCAACGUAACACUCAACGUCAUCAUCUGACGUAUCGAUGGUAAGAACUAGAUAUUCAUUGGAAUCGACUCUUCUUCCGGAAGCGACUACUUCGGAAGCCUAAUAUUCAGCAUACUUCAGCAUACGAUUAACAUUGCAAACGAACCGCUUUUUUGAAGUACUAGAGCAAACUUUCGCUUGAGAAUGAUGCUUGUCUCUAUCUAGGCAUUGUCACAACUAUGUGAUAUUAGUAUUGUGAUAUAACUGCGCGGUUAAAAGCAAAACAACAACAAAAAUCACUUAUAUAGCGACUGUAUCACAAUCUGUGAAAUUUUUAAUGAAACGUCUCCACUUAAAGCAACGAGAAUAAUGAAUGCAUUCAGCUUCGAGAUCAAUUGCGAAAGAUUAUUCAGGGACAUCAGACUUUUUCCAAAUGUCUGCACCAUAAAAAAAAUGUCAUUCUAUAUAAAACGAUUUCCCUCGCGACCUUUGAAACAUUCCUUGAAUUUGUCUAGUGAAACAUUCCACGAAUUUGCAGCAGAAUAGAGACAUACCAUACUACGUAUUGUUUAUUUCUAGAUCGACCAAAUGCACCAACGUUCCAUAUUCUUUGCCAGAGUUCCUAUGAGUUCGUCAGCCGACGAUUCAUGGAGAAUACUUACCCUACAAUACUGUAUCAAAACCGAAACAUUGAGCAUACCGUAAAAUUACAUGUUUUAAUUUUCACUCUCUUUUCCUCACAUCUUUUUUGCGUUCAACCACACCUACACUGCGAAUAUUACAACAUUUUGUCACCACGAAUUUACUUCACGCAACAAACAAUCAAACAAACAAACUACAACAACAACACAAACACGAUCAUCCAAAUGAAAUCGGCAAACUCUAAUCCACAUUCUACAUAAACAAAACUUGAACGCGAAUCAACGCAAUAUCAAACACGCAUCACAUCCCUCGCCUAGGACGGUAAGAUCACCUGCCGUUACGAUGAUCAUUGUGUUGAUGAUGAACUACGAAAGAUUAAAGAGCCUCCUGCAAUUGAUAGUGUUAAGAGUAGUCUUUCUGAUAAUAAACCAUCGCAAACAACGACCCCAAAGACAUCAA